Messenger RNA from Paramecium pentaurelia, 640 nucleotides. The record is from the annotation of a GenBank genome assembly. NCBI's taxonomy places the organism in Eukaryota, Ciliophora, Oligohymenophorea, Peniculida, Parameciidae.
UAUGGACAUCGAAAAUUAUGAUGAUUGGGAUCCUGAUCCUCAUAAAUAAGAUAGCAUUCUCCACUUUUCAAAUAUUAAUUUUUCUGGUAUUGUAUAAUAUUAUGUCUUAGAUAAUGUGAUUAAGAAAAAUAAAAAAAAGUUAGAGAAUCAAGUUUAUGAUUCAUAACAUGUUAUUGAUUAUGCAUAAUAAAAUUGGAUUGAUGAUGAUGAAGAUGAAGAAAUGAAAAAUAAUACAUAAAUAGAAUUUGAUUUUGAAUAAACUAAAAAAUAAUUAAUGAUGGAACAAGUAUUUUAUAAUCCAUUAGAGGAUUUAUUAAAUGAAAAAUAUGUUUAAUCGAAAUAUGAAACUCAUCUAAAAAAUAGCGAAAAUAAUACUGUGAUUAGUUGUUCAAAUUGUUUUAUUUAAAUUAGUUAUCAUUGUCAAUAACAUGAAAUUUAUAAAAAAUAAUAUAGAGCAAUGGUAACAAUUAAUACAAAAAUCAUAGAAAAUAAAUUUGUCAAACCAUUAGAAAAUGAAAAAGUGAAAAAUGAUGAUAUAUUGUUAUCAGUCUAAUGUAAAAUGUGUCAAGAAGAAAUUGGAGUAUACGAUGUUAAAGCCAAAAUAUAUCACUUCUUUAAUGUAAUUUAAGGUUUAGGUUGA